AUGAAAGGCAAUCAUCCUUACACGAUAACAUUUCCAAUUUGGUAAUGUGAAUAAUGGUCUGCCUUAAAGGGUAGAUUGAAGUUAACAGACGAAUAAGUAGUUAUUGCUCGAUGGAAUGACACAAGGUUUUUAGAUGAAGAAUUAGCAUUUUUGGAAUCUUUUCAUAGAAUUAAACCACAUGCAGAGACAAAGUUGCUAAAACCACAAAUAAGUCUGCUGCCCUCAAUUUUGUAGAUUGUAAGAACGAAUACCUAUACAGAUUUGAUAAUAGAGAAUGUUUCACAAUGGCUUCUGAUAAAUGGUGACUUGUCGAAACUGUUGUUGAUAUACUUUGGAUAUGACCUCUAUUAAGGUUGUUCCCCAAGGGAUUGCACAAUUGAAAAUAUAGUAAAGAAUGGUGAUUCGAUAGUAAUCUUAGAUUUCGGUUUGAAAAAGAGACAAGAAAAUUAUUGUGUCUAUUGGAAUCCAUUGAUAUUGAAAGGAAAACCUUGUAGAUCAUCUUAUCAGUGGUCUCUUGGCAUACUCUAUUUGGUGAUGACUCAGGGAACUUAUAUCCUUAAUGAAGUGCAUAAACACAUAGCCGAUUGGUUGCAAGGAGGUCGUUUGGAUAUAGGAUCUCUGAUUUCAAAUAAGAAGCCAACAAUAUAGAAUUUGAUUUCAUCUCUUUUGAAUCCCGAAAACCCAAUUCCAUGGCAUUAAAUCCCAUAUCAUCCCGCCUUUAGAGAAGAUAAUGCAUGUAAGUAGAUUUUGAAGGAUUUUCAGAUUAGAUUGAACAGGAUGGAAGUGAAAUGCAGAUCCUCAUCAAGAAUAAGCAGCAGAGAUGACUCUAAUUCUCUGAUAAACUUGCCUCAGUAGCCCAAUUGCAACAAGAAUCAAAAGGUGACUGAAUAGAAUCUAUUAAAUUAAUCCUUGAUAACCAAGAUCAGUAAUAUGUAGAAAAUGCAUUAGGAGAAUGUUAGAAGUGUUGUUGGCAAUAGAUAUUCAUCAGUAUAGAGUAGAUAAAAGUCAUCAUCUCAUUAAAGCCGUUAAAUGAUUCAAACUUAUAGCAGCAACAAAUUUAACAACUUCUUUUCAUCUACAAAACUGCUUCCAAAACCAUAAAUUAAAUCAUAAAACAAUAGUCAUACUGGAGUUAAGAGUUUUCGCAAUUAGACCCAAAAUACUACAAUCUAUACAGGAUAUGAUUCAUCAAGGAAGAUCAAUGAUAACAGUUAGGAAUUGAUGCACUAAUAAGGUUCUCAACAACAUAUUUCUUAAUCAUUCACAAAAAAUGAAUUCUUUUAUGACAAAAUCAGAGCCAGAAUUUCAUCAGUCCAAGGCAAUACUAUCAAAAUGACAACAAAAUAAAGGUUUGGUUCCUCAUCUCAGAAUUCAAAGUCAGAUCAAUCCAAACAAUAACAAGUUGUUUAUAGUAAGGGAUCUAAAACCUAAGAGGAAUUGUAAUAAUUGUAUCAGCAAUCAGAGAAUGCUAUGGAAUAAUACAAAGCCAUUUAUAGUUCUGAUUUGGAAGACAAUCAAUAGCAGAGACCCAAUUUAGACGAAAGCAGAAUUAGUAAUGCUGAGAAUUACAUAUAAUUAAUAAAAAGAUCAAGUUAAUAAUUGAGUCUGUUUUCUUAGAAAUACAACCGUUCUUUGGAUGCACUCAAUAUUAUUGGCCAAACUGUUGCAAAAUGCCUUACAUUUUUUAAUGGUUUAUAAAAUUUCUGGGUCAUUCCUUUAUUUUUAGUCUUUAAAAGAAUGUUGCAAUUGAGGAAGGAAAUUGAAAUCCUCUUAGAAUCCAAAAUCAAUUCUUUCGGUUUAGAUGAAUGGGAUUAUAUAACAUCUUGUUUUGAAUUUGAGAAUUAUUGCAAUAAAGUCAAAUAAGAUAAUUAAUUGGUGUAAAAUGAAUUGAAUUUGUUGCUUAAUACAGCUAAAGCCAAGGCAGAAAAGUUAGAUAAAAAUAGAAAAGACAAAGUUGAGUGGUUUCUUAAUGAUUUUGUUGAUGAUGACAUCAAAGAUAUAUGUUAUACAUAUUUCAAUGGAUAGAUCUAUUAGAAUAUCAAAGACAAAAAGGGAGUCCCCAAAUCAACUUUAGAAUGGUUAAGACUAUAAAUAUAAGCUUAAGCUUCUUUGAUUAUUUUUUAGCUGCCUAUUUUAAUGUGCGAUAAAGAAAACUUUACUUAUGAAGGCUAUUUACAAGCUCUGGAAUACACAGAUGAAAAUCAAAUAUUAUAAUACUUAAAACGAAAUGAGUAAUAUCUCGAAAGCAAAUGA
Paramecium octaurelia is the source of this 2253-nucleotide messenger RNA. The record is from the annotation of a GenBank genome assembly. NCBI's taxonomy places the organism in Eukaryota, Ciliophora, Oligohymenophorea, Peniculida, Parameciidae.